Messenger RNA from Eleginops maclovinus (Patagonian blennie), 2914 nucleotides. It is a transcript of the gene ikzf1, whose product is annotated as IKAROS family zinc finger 1 (Ikaros). The record is from RefSeq and is a predicted model, not a curated record. The transcript is spliced from 8 exons. Gene Ontology annotation, molecular function: DNA-binding transcription factor activity; RNA polymerase II cis-regulatory region sequence-specific DNA binding. Gene Ontology annotation, biological process: regulation of transcription by RNA polymerase II. The coding region runs from base 16 to 1917 and encodes 633 amino acids. NCBI's taxonomy places the organism in Eukaryota, Metazoa, Chordata, Actinopteri, Perciformes, Eleginopidae.
AUAAAUAAACAAUGAAUGGUCCACUCUCUUUGCGCGCCUCAUCCCAUCUCAUGCAUGGCUGCCAGUAAUGGUCUACUGGGUGUCAGCUUUUAUUGGCACGGCACAAAGCAAGUGCCAAGGGCUCGGAGGAUCGACUCCCCGCUGCAGACUCGGCCUGUGGAUAAAAGCGAGCAAAAUGCACCAGCAGAGCUCACAUACAUAGUCAUGUUGGGCUGGAACGAGGAAGUGCAGUGGAGAGGGGAGGGACUCCGGGCGCAGCUCCAUGGGGCCGCCGCAACGCUGCGACCUUCUGCACAUGGAGCUGGGGAGAGUUGGAAGAACUUCAUACUGCAAACUCAAGGAAUAGCAGAGUACUUGCAUCGCAUGGAGACGGAAGAGGCACAGGAAAUGGCCCAGAUGCCAGGCAGGGAUAGCCCCCCCACCAACGAAGCAUCCGAGGAGGCAGAGGAACCAAUGGCCGUCCCUGAGGACCUGUCAGCCGGCUCCACACACCAGCAGAACAACAGAGGGGACAAAGCCUGUAACAUUAAAGUUGAGGCUCGCAGUGAUGAGGAGAAUGGGCUGUCCUGUGACAUGAAUGGCGUGGAGGAGGAGGAGUGCGCGGAAGACUUGCGCGUGAUCGAUGCCUCUGGGGCCAAGGUGAACGGCUCUCAGCCGAGCCCCGAAGCCAAGGCCUUCUCCUCGGCCGGCGGUAUCCGGCUGCCCAACGGGAAGCUCAAGUGCGAUAUCUGUGGGAUAGUUUGCAUUGGGCCCAAUGUAUUGAUGGUGCACAAGCGGAGCCACACCGGAGAACGUCCGUUCCAGUGCAGCCAGUGUGGUGCAUCUUUCACCCAGAAGGGCAACCUGCUGCGUCACAUCAAGCUUCACUCAGGGGAGAAACCCUUUAAGUGUCACCUGUGCAGCUACGCCUGUCGCAGGAGGGACGCACUCAGCGGACAUCUACGCACCCACUCUGUUGGAAAACCCCAUAAAUGUGGUUACUGUGGGCGGAGCUAUAAGCAGCGAAGCUCUCUCGAAGAGCACAAGGAGAGGUGUCACAACUACCUGCAGUGCAUGGGGCUGCAGCACAGCAUCUACACAGUAGUAAAGGAAGAAAGCAACCAGAAUGAGCAGAGGGAAGACUUAAGCCAGACGGGAUCUGACAGAGCCUUGGUGCUAGACAGACUAGCGAAUAAUGUAGCUAAGCGUAAGAGCACUAUGCCACAGAAGUUUGUGGGGGACAAACGUCUGUCGGACCUCUCUUACGAUGGCAGUUCAGGAGAGCUGAUUCAGCCUCACGUCAUCGACCAGGCCAUCAACAGCGCCAUCAGCUACCUGGGGGCCGAGUCGCUGCGGCCCCUGGUGCAAACCUCCCCGGCUUCCUCAUCCGAUGUGGGCCUCGGAUCCCUGUACCCUCUCCACAAAACGGGGGUUGACGGUCACGCUGGGGCCGGUCACAACCUGUCAGCCAAAGACAGCGCGGCGGAGAACCUGCUACUCCUCUCCAAAUCCAAAUCAGCAUCCAGUGAGAAGGACGGCUCGCCCAGCCACAGCCAGGACUCCACGGACACCGAGAGCAACAACGAGGAUCGCCCGGGGGGGGCCACCUCGGGCCUCAUCUACCUCACCAAUCACAUCACCUCGGGGGGGAGGAACGGCCUGCUGGUGAAGGAGGAGCAGCAGAGGCAGUACGAGGCCAUCCGGGCCAGCAUGGAGAUGGCCUCUGAGGGCUUCAAGGUGAUGACGUCAGACGGGGAGCAGGUGAGGGCCCACCGCUGCGAACACUGCCGCGUCCUCUUCCUGGACCACGUCAUGUACACCAUCCACAUGGGCUGCCACGGCUUCAGAGAACCCUUCGAGUGCAACCUGUGCGGCCACCGCAGUCAAGACCGAUACGAGUUCUCUUCGCACAUAACGCGAGGGGAGCACCACUACUGAACACACAAAAAGAGAAACAGGUGUACAUAUUAAAACACACACACACUGAAAAAACUGAAACGUGACUUUUAUUUAAUGUAUUAUGUCAACAAAUUACACAUAAUCGUAUUUAGUUAGUUGAAAAAAAUGAUACCAAGGUUCAACUGAAUAUUAUGCUUAACUGACCUAAUGCAAUUAUCAGUCAUUUGUUGACAGUACAUUAAAUUAAAGUCACGUCUCAGUUUUUCAGUGCAUGCAGACCUGAAAUAUAAAAUGUAAAAUACACUGUUGAUGUUUGAAAGUUGUUUUUUUAUACAAAGUAUGCAUGUUUGUUGAACACAGAUAAAUGUAAGAAUAUACAAACAAAUGUUUUCCAGUUCCGUGUUCAAUAGGAAGUUCUUGUGUGUUUUUCUUCAAAUAAAAGGCAACACAGCGGAGCCACCUGCAUAGGUUUUUAAGUUAUGUAUUUUCAGUGGCCACAUGUACAAAAUGUAUAAAUGUGUCUUUUCUUUUGAAAAACAAGACAGCAACAUUUUUUUCCUAAUUUUAAAAUAAAAAAAAUGUCUUUCCUUUUUUUACAACUGUUUACUGAAGUGGUGUGUUUUAAAUUAAAACAGGUAUAAAAAUGAAUCAAUACAAAACAAUCAUUGUAGAUAUCUCCACAUUUAAUUUCAAAGUCUCAACCGUCCCUGUAUUGUAACAACCUACAUAUUAUUUAUAUAACACUUACCCGCCUGUCUGUUUUUGUAUUUAUUGCAGUGAUCAGUGUUUGUCUGUAGAGUAGUUAAGAAAAGCUGCAUCUCUUUCUCUCCAACUGUACUUAAUGUGACUGAGGUGAAAACAUGACCGCUGCUGGAAUUUAUUUGGACUUUUAUCCGAAGAAAAUGUUACCCUGUUUUGUUUUGUAUAUGAUGGCUAAGAAUUGUUUCACUCAGACUAUGUAAAUGAGUCAUUUGAGGUUUGAAGGAGCUUUAUGCUUGCAAAAUAUCAAUAAAGGAUAUUUUAUAUUAUGCACAAA